AGCUUCGGGAGAUUACGCAGAUUCCGGUGGUGUAGCAGCCGAGCGGAGCACACAGACCCGGGAUCUUCGUGUUGUUGAGCGCAAACGCGAAUAGCGGGUCGAGUCCGCCCGUCAUGACUGUCGACUGACCACAGCAGCGGUCAGUGUGACGCCUGCACGGCACCGUGCAUGCAGCCCCGGCUCACAGCGCCAAAGCACCGCUGGAGCUUUUGUCUUCGAGGGGGAAUUUUCAAGUGCACAAUCGGCGUCUGGAGCUUCUGGAGCAGAGUACAGAGGAAAAACUGAGCCGGUUCACAUUCACCCUACGACGCAGCGGCCAUUGCAGUGGCUAAAUGAAGAACUUGUGAACAUGCACGAGGGAAGGACUCUACCUUUCACUUCGGUGACUUCCCCAGAUGUUUUGGCCCAAAGAAAGAUGGAAAGGAAUGGGAAGAACUUGAGCCAAGGCUGCUGCACAGCACCCAUUCAGUGAGCCAACAGGAGAUCCUCCACACGCCACGUCGCUGAGCCUCUCACCCUUCCCUUUCGACCCCUCGACCGACAAGCACCAUGACCUCUGAGCUGGAGAGUAGCCUCACCUCAAUGGACUGGCUCCCCCAGCUCAGCAUGAGGGCAGCCAUUCAGAAAGCAGAUGCUGGCCACCACCACGGCCACCACCACGGACACCACCACCACGGCCACCAUCAUGGGCACGGGCCUGGCAAGAAAAUUGCGCAUUUGGACCCAGGUACAACGCUGGACCAGGAGGAAGCUGCACAGCACCGAGACGGUAAACCGCCCUACAGCUAUGCCAGCCUAAUCACCUUUGCAAUCAACGGCUCACCGCGCAAACGGAUGACCCUCAGUGAGAUCUACCAGUGGAUCUGUGACAACUUCCCCUACUACCGAGAGGCGGGCAGUGGCUGGAAGAAUUCUAUACGACACAACCUGUCCUUGAACAAGUGUUUUCUCAAAGUGCCUCGCUCCAAAGACGACCCUGGAAAAGGUUCCUACUGGGCCAUAGACACCAAUCCUAAAGAAGACACAGUACCCAGCAGGCCAAAGAAGAGACCGCGCUCUGGAGAGAGGCCUCCUCCUCUCCAGGGAACCCAGGCAGGCGUGGAGCGGCAAAGUGCACAAUCACAGUUGCUCAUUGGAGGAAGAAUUGAGGCAUCAACUCCCUACAGCCUGGAGUCAGAGUCUCUGAGGAUGGACUGCAUCAUGUCAGGAGGGGCGUCUCCCACUCUGGCCAUCAAUGCUGUAACCAACAAGGUAGCACUGUACAACCCCGAGGCAGAGGGCAGUGAGAGUCCUGGGAGUCUGGGCAGCCUGAGCAACAGUCUUUCAGAGCAGAGUUUGGCGUCCGUCAACCUUAACAACCUGAACACCGCCGUCAGCAGCGGCAGCAGCAACGUCCACAGCUACACACCAGUUAGCAGCCACUCAGAGCCUUCGUCCCAGUCCCUGAGCCUUCAGCAGCCCGCCCAGCCGCCACCGCCUCCCCCUCCUCCCCCACAGCCACAGUACGGUUUGCCCGUCCCCGAGUCGCGGGACAAGCAGCUCUGUUUCUCGGACUUCGAGGACCUCAGCGCUUCUUUCCGCAGUCUUUACAAGUGCGUCUUUGAGCAGUCCUUCUCACAGCAAGGUUUGAUGGGUAUGCCCAGCGAUUCCAGCCAGCAGGCCCGGACCGCCUGCUCCUACCAGCACUCGCCUGGCGCGGGAAGCGGCGGCGGUGGCCACCACCACCAACAUAACCACGGUCAGGCGUCGCACCACCCCCAUCACCCCCAGCAGCACCUGUCCCCUCACACCACCCACAGCCAGCACCAGGCGCACGGUCAGCACGGCCAGCACCAACAGCACCCUGCUCAUUCGCAGCAGCACCCAUCUCUCUCCCACACUGGACAGACCUGCCCCACAACAGGCAUGUCAGCAGACUGGUACCCCAACCUGGACUGGCUGAAGGAGAGCUGCCGCAUUGCUACCAGCUACAACUGGGCUGACGUAGACCUCUCCCCAUUUCAAGGGCUGAAAGAGAGCAUGCGGCAGGCUGAGCUCAACAACUGGUCGCUGGAUGCCGCCCAGAUGGCCGACCUCUGUUCCUCCAUUAACCAGUUCUUCACAGCCACAGGGGUCAUCCCCCCUCAGGGCGCCACCCACCCACAACCUCAGGUCCAACACCCGACACCACCAGGAGCGCCACAGCACCCGGCUCAGCCACACGGGGCGAUGCACCCAAAGGCCAGCCAGCACAAUCAGCACGGCCAACACAACCAACAUAACCAACAUAUCAGCACGGGGAACAUGUACAUAGACUCGAGACAGAGCAUUUCCUCUCUGAUGGGCCCACCAGGAUACCCCCACAUGCCUCCUAUGAGCAACACGGCUCCAACCAUGACAGGUGACUCCUCCAUCGCUCACUUAACAGGUCAUCUCAACCAGCUGAGCCAGCAGCAGCAACAACACAGGCUUCCUCUGGGACACUUCCAGGUGAGGCGCAUGCUCGCUGCAGACGACAUCCAGGACGACUUUGACUGGGACUCCAUCGUCUAAACUGAGCCGCUGAUGGAACAGAGGGACGAAGAGAGAGACUGGAGAUGUGAGAGAGAGAGAGAGAGAGAGAGAGAGAGAGAGAGAGAGAGAGAGAGAGAGACAUGUGUUGACAGGUGAGGUAUGGAACUAGCUGACCUUGUUUCACCUGUGUGGAAAAAAAAACAAACAGAAGACAAUCCAACAGAAAACAAACGGAAAGUCACUUUUCUGAUCUUGCUGGCUUUUUUUUCCUGAUCCAAGUGGAUGGUGAGUCUAAAGACAAUCAUUUAAAAAAUGAGACUUAACACGGGAUUGGACCAAGCCAACAUGUAAAACACACAUCGUCCAAAGCAAAAUGUCGUCUGAAGCUCUCUGAAUUGUCUCAUGUUGUGUCCCCCUCCAGUACCAACAGGGUUACAAGUCGCCAAAGUGUUGUCAAAUUGUCUGUGAAUGUUCUUUUCUUAAGUCUUUUGUCUUUUAACUUGUGUCCCAUAUCUGCAAAGUUUCAGUGCCUGUGCCUGAAAUGAAUAGAAACGUUUGUCUUCUCCAGACUCCCUGUAGAAAAAUCAUCUUCCAUACUUAUUCAACCAACUAUUUCAUUCUGUCCUCGUAACAUCUCUUUGUUCACUCUAAUACUGGGCAUCUGUGUGGCUGUGGCUCUUUCAGCCACAGUUAGAAGGAGAAUUUAUGAAGAAGAAAGUAAUGAUGGUGUAUCCGUUCAACUUUAAUCAACAGUGGCUGAAUAAAGCGCCAUCUGCUGGUUAAAACGGACACCAUCAUAGCUCCCUUUGCCUAAAAGUUCUAUGCAUCACAGUCUGUUCUUUCUUUGUUCUGUCACCACUUCUAAACUUUCAUUUUGUCAUUUCAAAUGUCGUUAUUGUGUGUGGAACAGUCCAUGGUGCCAUGUUCUCAGGGUGUUACAUUCAUAUACCAUGUCAGACCAACACAAAGCCAUUUACAUCUCUGUACGUGAGGUACUUGCGUGUUGUUCGGUGCUGUCAGUGUUCACUUCCUGUUGGCGAACAGUGAGCCUCCUGGUGACUGUGGUCAAAAGGUUAAAAGGUAUACUAUGCAGGAUUUCCCUAAAAAAACAAUGUGUUUAGAAAAGUAAUCCCUCUCAAUCAUCACUAAUGACCCACUACAAGUGUGUGGCGGUGUGUGGAUCUGCGGAGAUCCUAACUGUGUAUUCUUAUUUUCCUCUUAUUUUGCUAUGUUCGAGACGUUUUUGGGCACAGUGUACAGGUGAGGUCAGGACUUUACUAAAAAGUAGCACCCAGGGGCCGCAUACACAAAGCUUACUAAUAUGGAGAGUUCUUAAAACUGUGACGUUUUCUAAGAAUUUCCCCUUAAAGUUAAGACAAAGUCCUGGUAAAGAUGUUAUUCACAAAGCAUCCCAGUCCUUAGGAGAGCUCCUAAGGUGAAAAACUGUUCGGAGUAGGUAGGAGGACUUCAAAGAGGCUUGAGAGUUUUUAAGUAGAGGAGAAAAUGACAGGAAGACAAAGAGGUAGGAGAAAUAUUCCACAAACGCUGGAUGACAGUGAGAUAAUGAAACACUACAUAUCAGAUCGUGCAGUGAUAAUGUUUGUGGUCAAUCUCAUUAGAAAUGCGCUCACAUCUCUCACUCAACCUUAUAACACUACAAAGCCAGGAAUAAAGUCAUGACAAAGAUAUGUAAAACAUUGCAUUAGCAAUGACUUGGGUCUGUCUCAACCUUCAGUCAGCAGAGUGUUCACACUCACAAUGACAGCACCCUCGGUGUCAUAUUGUGACGCAGUUCAUUUCAAUUCCACUGGGCGUCCACACCUUGCAGGCUUGCAAAAGGACAACCUAUCACAUCUUUUAAUAGAAUGUGUCGUACGUAGCAACAGGGUUAACCACCCCAGAGAAAAAAUUUGCUGCUCACAAUAGUUUGUUCUUUGUCUCACCAGAAAUAAAUCUGCUUCUUAUUUGGAGGUUACUAAAUUGUUCCUCCUGAACCUCACUCAGGAGACACAAGGAGCAGAAGAAUAACUUAGCCAGACUACUUCUGCUGCUCACAGGCUUCUCAGAGGUUUCUAUACUCUGAGAACAGAUACACAGAUUUGAGACUUGAAUGUGAUCACUGAGACAAAUUUCUUGGAUUGUGCAGACUCAUUUAUAAGCCAAUCAAGUUUUCUUCUUUGUCUUACCGUUAUCUCAACAGCUUAUUAUUUCAGACAAAUGAAAAUUACUGCAGUGAGAGAAGAUCCUACACUGAGAUCGGACUGAGACGAGAGGAAGGCUAUGUCAGGAGCUGAAUUUAAGAAGUAUGAAAAAAUGGUCCCAGUCUCAUAUUGAUGUUAUACUGAGCUCAGUUAUGUGUAGGGGAAAUAGGCAGGACAAAGUUGAGAUCUUAUUUUGAAUCUUCCUUUCCUCACUAAAAGUUUCCAUCAUUUCCUUGCUCAGAGUUGCUCUGAGAAGUUUCCCAACUCAUUUCCAAGCAAGGACUCCUUGCUAGAAUUUCUUUUGGCUGAGUUAGGAGCUCUCAGAGAGUAUUCUCAGAAUGUUUGUGAAUACGGCCCCCGGUGCCAGACCUUAAGCAGCAUGCAUCCAAGAAACAGCUACGAAAAUUGCGGACACAGAGCCAGAAACCCCCCCGCAAAUAUAGUGUGGCAAAACAUCAAACAGACGAAGCUCAUUCCAAAAAGAGAUUGAAUCUGGGGUUGGCUUCCACUUUCAGUUUCGUGGGUGAUACUGUUUACAAACAAGUUACGGACAUUUCCUGCAUAGUAUACCUUUUAAAAUCUUCAUUUGUCAGCUUAUAAGCUAACUGAUAGAAAAUACUGUGGAAUAAGCUUUUCAGUAGCUCAAACAGCCACUAAUUAAAAUGAAAACGAGACGCUGGCUAUGCUUGGACUCUGUCAAAUAUAAUACAUAGUUUUCUGAGGUAUGAUUCAGUUUGUCAAGGUUUUUUUUUUUUUUUUUAAAUUUUGGGAACGUGCAUAUCAGUUAUGACCAGGCACAGAAGGUCGGGGGUGAUUUCAAAAAUGCCUCAUUUAUGAGACGACGCGCAGUUUUUGCACAACACCAAACUCGAUGGCAUCUAGUGAAUGAGAGAAAUAAAAGAAAAACCGUGAACAUUUUUAUUUCUUUGUUUCAAAAAGACAUUUAAAAAAUAAUAGGUCAGCAAAGGAGCAAAGACUAAACAGAAGUUUCAAAUGCUCAAACUUUUCUUACUGUGAUGUUUAAUUUUGUCUGUGUAUACAAGUGUGUAUAGUCCUCUCUGAUUUCCUUUAUCAUACAGCUCAAAAAAUACACAUCAGAAAGAAGUAACUUGUUCAUAUUAAGUGGGUACAAAGUGAAAUAUGGGACCUUAAAGUGCUCUUUUGUUUGGAAGAUCUCAGUGAUUGUUCGAAUGGUCUAAACAAGGUCUCAUUGUAAAACAAAAAAAACAAAAACAAAAAAAAGUAAGAAAAAUACUCUUUAUUAUUGCCAUUAAAUGCUGUAUUACAGUGACCAGCAUAUAUAUAUAUAUCUUGUAUGUUUGUGUGUUGUUGUCCAUGUAAAUAGCAGUAUGUUACUCCUAUGUUUGCCCUUGAAAAACAGACUGAAAAGAGAAAACAGCAAAUGGAGAGAAAGUAUUUUGUUAUUUGUCCUUCGGGAGACACAGUAUGUAUAUACCUUCAGUAUAUUGUAAAUAAGUGAUAAAAAAAAAAAUUGGCGUUUUGUGUGUUAUAAAUAAUCUGUGUAUGGCGGUUCAACAGUUAAAAUCUGUUUCAGUGUUUAUUAAAAUGUCAUUGACCAUU
Epinephelus fuscoguttatus (brown-marbled grouper) is the source of this 6275-nucleotide messenger RNA. Its product is annotated as forkhead box protein J3-like. The record is from RefSeq and is a predicted model, not a curated record. Lineage: Eukaryota; Metazoa; Chordata; Actinopteri; Perciformes; Serranidae. The transcript has 15 exons. Gene Ontology annotation, molecular function: RNA polymerase II cis-regulatory region sequence-specific DNA binding; DNA-binding transcription factor activity, RNA polymerase II-specific. Gene Ontology annotation, biological process: regulation of transcription by RNA polymerase II. Gene Ontology annotation, cellular component: nucleus. Bases 550 to 2532 code for a protein of 660 amino acids.